AUGAAUUUAACUCUGACUUCAUAUGAAAUAGCUGUGUAUACUGGUGAUAAAAGUGGUGCUGGUACAGACAGUAAAGUAUAUAUAACAUUAUUUGGAAAUGAUGGAAAACAAACACAAAAAAUUCAAUUGAAAAAUUCAAAUAAUAAAGAUCCAUUUGAAAAAAACCAAGUAGAUACAUUUCAUGUUGAAAGUGAUUAUAUUGAAGAACUAACUAAACUUCGAAUUGAACAUGAUAAUACAGGUCGAGGCCCUGGAUGGUUUCUUGAUCGAAUUGUUGUGACAGAUUUGAAAAAUUCAUCAACAAAAUACAUUGGAAUAUGUAAUAGAUGGUUAGCAAAAGAUGAAGAUGAUGGAGAAAUAUCUCGAGAUCUUAUAUUAAAAAAACAAACAAGUGAAAUGAAAAGAAAAAGAAUUGAAUAUGAUUUUUAG
Molecule: messenger RNA, 429 nt
Organism: Rotaria sp. Silwood2
Lineage: Eukaryota; Metazoa; Rotifera; Eurotatoria; Philodinida; Philodinidae
Source: the annotation of a GenBank genome assembly